AUGGGAAGAAGGAACCUGAAACACAGAAAGCGUCCAAGCGAUGUUGCUCCUGAACCUACAGGGGACGAAACACGAUCAACCGUUAGGUCUUUCUCCCGUUCACAAUCUGGUUCUCGGUCUAGGUCUCAGUCAGUGGAUCGUUACAAAGCAAGGUCCUUAUCAAGAUCCAGUUUAUCCAGAAGAGGAUCUGUCGUUUCUCAGGAAAGCGUACUCAAUGAAGGAAACAAUAAUGAAAUCUACUCUGGUGCUGGAUCAGAGAUUAUCCCUUCAUCCAUCACUUCUUUUCACUAUCCCCAUAGCUUUGGGUCUAGAAGACACCAAUCAGCCGCAUCGGCAGAGACAUCUCCAUUAUUACAUACUCGAGAAGAUGUGGAGUCGGUGAAGUCGUAUGGAACCAACGCAUCUAAUGAUGAAGCCGCUAAUUUCAAGUUCUUCAAAUUGGAAGAAAUAGAACUGGCACCAGGAGGGUCUACUUAUGAGAACCCAGAAGAAAUCGUCGACUAUAAUACUGACUGGGUCUAUCCUAUUGAUAAGUACGGAGCUCAGGAUAUAGAGAAUGAGAAUCCGAUAUUUGAAGAGGAUGACGGUGAUGACCAAAGAAGUUAUGGGUCUUCGGAAUUCGAAAGAAGACGUAGAAGUAGUGGAAGCAGUAGAGGCUCCAGUGAGGAGUUAUUAAACGACCUUGAAGAUGAAGCAGAGAGAGAAGAGUUUGAGUACAAGUCAGAGUACCAGAGAUACUAUUUGGCGGAGGAGGACUUGGUUAUUGGUAUUGCUGGGUAUCAAAAUAAUAUUUUGAAGCAAACAAUGUACUAUUUAUUAUGCACAAUAACUCUUGGUAUGGCAUACUUGGUGUUGAGAUGGCUUCCAAGAUACAGAAUCAACUUGAUCGGUGAUCCUUGUCCCUUAGGAAAAGCGGACUGGUGUGUGGUCGAAAAUGAGUAUGGUGAGUUGUCUGUGGUUGAUAUCGAAAAGAAACGACUCAACCAGAGAUUGUCUUCCUUUUUGAAUAUUUCUGACGAUAAGGACGACGGUGAGGUAAACCACCAAAUCUCGGAUCCUAUAAUUGGACAUAUGCAUACCUUCAAGUACAGAUACUUGAAGUUUUUCUAUAAUCCUGUGGAAGAUAUAUUUAAGACUAACAACAACUGGUUUGAUCAAAGUUGGACAAACAGUAACAAAAUUGCUGAUGGUGUUCCUCAGUCACUCUUUGAAGAAAGGGCAAUGAUUUUUGAAGAAAAUUCCAUUGAAAUUGACGAUAAGCCAAUACUAAGUUUAUUGUUGGAAGAGGUUUUGCACCCAUUUUACGUGUUUCAGAUUUUUUCGAUUCUUUUAUGGUUAGUCGAUGACUAUUUCUACUAUGCCAGUUGUAUCUUCAUAAUCUCAAUGAUUUCCAUUGUCAAUACCUUGGUCGAAACCCAAUCCACAAUGAAGAAAUUGAAGAGUAUCUCUAUCUUCAACUGCGAAGUAAGGGUUUGGAGAAACGAAUUUUGGAAGACGGUUCUUCUGAACGAAUUGGUUCCUGGUGAUAUCUUUGAAGUUGAUCCAUCGUUGAACGCAAUGCCAUGUGAUUGUUUGUUGAUCAAUGGUGAAGUAAUUGUGAACGAAUCAAUGUUAACGGGAGAAAGUGUUCCAGUUACUAAAAGCUGUCUCCAAGACGAACAGUUAGAGCUCAUUAAGGAUAAUAUCAAUGUAAACUUGCCCAAGUCAUAUUUAUACAAUGGGACCAAAAUUUUAAAGAGAAAAUCCCAUAAUGAUGAACCUGUCAAAGCUUUGGUCGUGAAGACCGGAUUCAACACCACCAAGGGCUCAUUGAUCAGAUCGAUGUUGUUUCCAAAACCUAUCGGGUUCAAGUUCUACCAAGACUCAUUCAAGUACAUUGGCUUCAUGUCGUUCAUCGCAUUCACCGGGUUUAUUUAUUCCACCGUCAAUUUCAUAAAGUUGGGCGUACCCAAAUCAUUGAUGAUCUUGAGAGCUUUGGACAUCAUCACCAUUGUCGUUCCACCUGCCUUGCCAGCAACUUUGACCAUUGGUACCACUUUUGCAAUCAACCGGUUAAAGAGUUACCAAAUCUACUGUAUAUCACCAACCAGAGUCAACAUUGGAGGCAAGUUGGAUGUUAUUUGCUUUGAUAAAACUGGAACCUUAACCGAAGAUGGUUUAGAUGUGUUGGGAGUUCACUUAGUCAACAAUGCCGUUGGCAGAAAGGAAAUGAAGUUUGACACUUUAGCCAGAGGAAUUGAGGAUAUUGUUAUUAAUCGAUCCAGUGUCCAUGAUUCUAACAACGGCCCAUUGUUAGUUGCGUUGAUGUCCACAUGCCACUCGCUCAGGAAAAUUGACGACGAUAUUCUAGGAGAUCCAUUGGACUAUAAGAUGUUUGAGUUUACCGAUUCCAACUUGAAGGACCUGGAGAUGCCAAUUAUUGAGAACUACUACGGCCAUUACCGCAUCCUUAAAGAGCUAGAAUUUGAGUCUAACAUAAGACGAAUGAGUGUAGUGGUAGAAACCAACCAUUCUCGGCUAGUGCUCUGUAAAGGUGCUCCGGAAGUCAUGGUGGACAUUUGCACAAAACAGUCGAUUCCAGAAGAUUUCUUUGAUCUUUUACACAAAUACACUAAUAGUGGGUAUCGUGUUAUUGCCUGUGCAUAUAAACCUAUUCGGAGUAAAGUAGAUAUGAACCGUGAAUCGUUGGAAUCGAAUAUGCAGUUCCUAGGCUUUAUAGUGUUUGAAAAUAAGUUGAAGGCGAACUCAGCACCCACCAUUCACCACUUACACGAUGCCAAAAUCAGAACCAUCAUGUGUACUGGAGACAAUAUUCUCACGGCAAUAAGUGUUGGAAAAGAGUGUGGAAUUCUAGAAAAAGAAGAAGCCAUAUACGUUCCCCGGUUCACUGAAAACCCUGAAGCCGACGAACUUGUGUGGGAGAACAUCAAUGAUCCGGGAAUAUUGUUGGACUCUACCACCCUCAAUCCACUCUCUAUUAAAGACUACGAUUAUAAGUACAAAUUUGCCAUAACCGGUAAGUUUUUCAAGUACUUGUUAACCAACUUCAAGGACCACGAAAGCUUCCAGCAAGUGCUCUUAUAUUGUGACAUUUUUGCCCGGAUGUCACCUGAUGAGAAACACGAGCUUGUCAAUCAGCUCCAGAAAAUCGACUAUACAGUUGGGUUUAUUGGUGAUGGUGCGAACGACUGCGGAGCAUUAAAAGCUGCCAAUGUGGGAGUUUCAUUGAGUGAAGCCGAAGCGUCCAUUGCCGCUCCAUUCACGUCAAGAGUGUUCGAAGUGUCGUGCUUGCUCGAUGUCAUCAGAGAAGGCAGGGCGAGCUUGGUGACGAGUUUCUCGAGUUUUAAGUUCAUGUCGCUUUACUCGGCCAUUCAAUUCAUCACAGUCACAAUUCUCUACAAACGAGGUACCAACUUGGGAGAUUUCCAGUUCUUAUACAUCGACAUGAUUUUGAUUUUGCCGUUGGCAAUCUUCAUGUCCUGGUCACAGGCUAAUAAGCGGAUUAUACCCAAACGACCAUCGGCGAAUCUUGUACUGCCCCGGAUUUUGGUUCUGCUUGUGGGUAAUAUUGUGAUACUUCUUAUAUUCCAGGUGAUUUUGUGGCGGAUGAUCCAGCGUGAGCCUUGGUAUGUGGUUCCUGUACCGGGGGAUGAUGAAAACGUCAAGAGUUUCGAUAACUCUGUGCUCUUUUUGUUUUCGAAUCUUCAGUAUAUCGUGGUAUCGUUGCUCCUCGCAGAAGGUCCGCCGUACCGGGAGCCACUCCACAAAAACGUUCCGUACGUGAUGACAGUAAUUGCCAGUGUGGCAGUGUCAUGUGGAUUGUUCUUGAUCGAUAGUGACGGAUCACUUGGUAAUAUUUUCCAGUUGGUUAACUUACCCACCCAGUACUAUGUGAUUAUUAUGGUGAUGUCGGCUAUAAACUACGGAGUUUUGUACGUGAUGCGGCGGUGGGUGUAUGGGUCAAUUCAUGCAGCCUAUAAGAGGGUGCUAGGAUCCCGCCACAGCAAAAAAGCCUAUAAGAACAUGCAAAAACGAGUGGUGCUGGUGUAA
Messenger RNA from Yamadazyma tenuis ATCC 10573, 4050 nucleotides. Its product is annotated as putative acid anhydride hydrolase. Lineage: Eukaryota; Fungi; Ascomycota; Pichiomycetes; Serinales; Debaryomycetaceae. The record is from RefSeq and is a predicted model, not a curated record. Gene Ontology annotation, biological process: intracellular calcium ion homeostasis; transmembrane transport. Gene Ontology annotation, molecular function: ATPase-coupled monoatomic cation transmembrane transporter activity; ATP binding; P-type ion transporter activity. Gene Ontology annotation, cellular component: membrane.